Molecule: messenger RNA, 2442 nt
Organism: Diabrotica balteata
Lineage: Eukaryota; Metazoa; Arthropoda; Insecta; Coleoptera; Chrysomelidae
Source: the annotation of a GenBank genome assembly
AGAAUCUAACCGAAGAAAUGGACGCAUUGUCGCAUUGAUUAAACAUUAUAUAAAUGAGGUCCUAAUAAUGCACAGUCACGGUAUUCUAAAGAAUUAUUUUAGCAUUAAACUGUGGCAUAGUUCAGAAUAGCACAAUUUAAUGCUUGUUGUGCCGAAGAUUUCCUCUUAAAAUUUAUUUAUAGUGACUUUUUUUGUGUAAAGACCAAUAAAUUAAAUUUAAUAAUAUGGAAAUAAAACAAGAAGCUAGUGGGAGUGAGAAAACUUGUAAAAUAAAAACAGAAACGUGUGGUGAUGGUCUCUUGAAUACUUUCAAAUUUGAAAUUACAGAAGAACCCAAGACAGAAACUGAAUAUGAUGAAUUUGGUUAUUUAGACUUAAACGAUUUGCCAGUAAAUACUGAAGUAGAACAAGAUAAAUAUAAAUUUACACUAUUGCAUGAAAAGCAAACAACAAAUGAAGAAAGUUGUUCCCAGGAGGAGAAUAGAAUUAAAAUCAUGGAAACAUUACAUUCAUCUCAUAAAGGAAAAUAUACAGGCCAACACGAAGGAAUAAUAUUAGAUAAAAAUAUGACAAUUGCAACUGGACAAGAACCUUACAAGUGUGAAAUUUGUUUAAAGCAGUUUAGCCAAAAGAGAACUUUGAAUACCCAUUUGAGAUUUCACAUUGGGGAAAAGCCUUACAAGUGUGAAAUUUGUUUUAUGAAAUUUACUUAUUCAGGAAGUUUGAAACAGCAUUUGAGAACACACACUGGAGAAAAACCUCACAAGUGUGAAAUUUGUUUAAAGCAGUUUUGCCAAAAGGGUAAUUUGGAAACACAUUUGAGAUUUCACACAGGAGAAAAACCUUACAAGUGUGAAAUUUGUUUAAAGCAGUUUAGUGUUCAAAGUAAUUUAAAACAACAUUUGACAACACACACUGGAGAAAAGCAUUACAAGUGCGAAGUUUGUUUAAAGCAGUUUAACCAAAAGAGAAAUUUGAAUAACCAUUUGAGAUUGCACACUGGGGAAAAGCCUUACAAAUGUGAAAUUUGUUUAAAGCAGUUUAUCCAAAAGAGUAAAUUGGAAACACAUUUGAGAUUUCACACUGGAGAAAAGCCUUACAAGUGCGAAAUUUGUUUUAUGAAAUUUACUGAAUCAGGAAGUUUGAAACAACAUUUGAGAGUGCACACUGGAGAAAAACCUCACAAGUGUGCAAUUUGUUUAAAGCAAUUUAACAAAAAGAGUAAUUUGAAAACACAUUUGAGAUUUCACACUGGAGAAAAACCUUACAAGUGUGAAAUUUGUUUAAAGCAGUUUAGUGUUCAAAGUAAUUUAAAACAACAUUUGAGAACACACACUGGAGAAAAUGCUUGUUUAAAGCAGUUUAGACAAAAGAGAAAUUUGGAAACACAUUUGAAAUUGCACACUGGAGAAGAGCCUUACAAGUGCGAAAUUUGUUUAAAGCAGUUUAGCCAAAAGAGAAAUUUGAAUACCCAUUUGAGAGUGCACACUGGGGAAAAGCCUUACAAAUGUGAAAUUUGUUUAAAGCAGUUUAGCCAAAAGAAUAAUUUGGAAACACAUUUGAGAUUUCACACUGGAGAAAAGCCUUACAAGUGCGAAAUUUGUUUUAAGCAGUUUAGCCAAAAGAGUAAAUUGGAAACACAUUUGAGAUUUCACACUGGAGAAAAGCCUUACAAGUGCGAAAUUUGUUUUAAGCAGUUUAGCCAAAAGAGUAAUUUGGAAACACAUUUGAGAUUGCACACUGGAGAAAAGCCUUACAAGUGCGAAAUUUGUUUUAUGAAAUUUACUGAAACAGGAAAUUUGAAAAAGCAUUUGAGAGUGCAUACUGGAGAAAAACCUUACAAGUGUGAAAUUUGUUUAAAGCAGUUUAGUGAUCAAAGUAAUUUAAAAACACAUUUGAGAAUGCAUACUGGCGAAAAACCUCAUAAGUGUGGAAUUUGCUUUAAACAGUUUUCUAAUAAAACUAAUUUGAAAUCACAUUUGAUUGUGCACACUGGACAAAAAACGUAACAAACAUGAAAUUUUAUUUAAACAGAUUUCGUACACAAAUAUGUUAAAAAUACUUUUUGGGGGUAUGUAGUGGAGAAAAACAUAUGUGAAAUUUGUUUUAAGCAGUUUCUCAAGCGGUUAAUAUGAAGUUGUGUAUGAAAUAGUUCUGGAGAAAACCUUACAAGUGACUAAUGGGUUCUGCUGUUUCGGGACAGUUUUUAAAAACAAUUUAUUUCGAUAAAUUUAUAACUUUGACUUUUUUGUAUAUAUAUUUGCAGAAACUUGUUACCACAUAUUGGUAUUUAAUAUUUAAAAGUGGUUUCUGUUAAAUUAACUGAAACUUUUCAGAGCUGACCAAAAGUUAUGAUUUCGUUAAGACUCAUAAAUCAAUUGUGUCUGAGUUACAGAGGUUCCAAGUGUUGAUUUUUAGUCCAUUUGAAUAAUACAUAUAUGU